Cololabis saira (Pacific saury) is the source of this 235-nucleotide messenger RNA. RefSeq names its product oligosaccharyltransferase complex subunit 4 (non-catalytic) (gene ost4). Gene Ontology annotation, cellular component: oligosaccharyltransferase complex. NCBI's taxonomy places the organism in Eukaryota, Metazoa, Chordata, Actinopteri, Beloniformes, Belonidae. The transcript is spliced from 2 exons. The coding region runs from base 1 to 114 and encodes 37 amino acids. The record is from RefSeq and is a predicted model, not a curated record.
AUGGUGACUGACGUCCAGCUGGCCAUCUUUGCCAACAUGCUUGGCGUCUCGUUGUUCCUGCUUGUCGUCUUGUACCAUUAUGUUGCUGUCAAUAAUCCCAAGAAGCAGGACUAAAAUGCCCCUGGAUAACCAGAAAGGUUACAUGGGAAUCAAAGCCAACACCGUCUGUCCCCAUUCCAAAACAUGAAUUUCUGUUUGCACAAGUUUGGUUUCUAAUAAAAAUGUUUGAAAUUCA